AUGAAGGGACUGGCUGCGAUACAAGGAUUUUGCGCCGCAACAAAAGAAUAUUGUCCUCCGGGACCGUCUGGUAAAACAGGACCGCCUGGAGAAAAAGGACCUCCGGGUAUGGAGGGACAAAAAGGUGAAAGAGGAGAAAGAGGUUUUCCAGGGGAACCAGGAAUGCGUGGACCUCACGGACUACAGGGAGAAGCAGGUCCCAGAGGUCCUAAAGGAACGACCGGUUGGCCAGGAGCUCCCGGUUUGGAUGGAAGAGAUGGAGUGCCUGGAGAACCCGGUUUAGAUGGUAUACCGGGAAGAUCAGGUUUAGACGGUUUACCUGGAAUGGAUGGUUUACCAGGUAUGCACGGAGCACCUGGAUUUAACGGAACCGACGGUGAGUCAAAUCAUAAUUUUUAA
Molecule: messenger RNA, 399 nt
Organism: Pediculus humanus corporis (human body louse)
Lineage: Eukaryota; Metazoa; Arthropoda; Insecta; Psocodea; Pediculidae
Product: collagen alpha chain, type IV, putative
Exons: 3
Coding region: 1-399 (132 amino acids)
Source: RefSeq, a predicted model, not a curated record